AUGCAGUUCAAAACCCUCCGCCAAGCGGAGAAGACGGCGAUUGACGGGACCAAUGAGUCGCAAGAUACCCUGCUGCUCGCGCAUCACCUCAUGAUGGAUUUUGGUGUCGGCCUGCGGAGCAGCUCUCCAACAGGGGACUUCAUAUCCCCCCUUUCCCCUAAUCGAAGUCGGCCAAUGAGUGGCAAGGCCAGCAGAAAUACACUCCCAAAUCAAUUAACGGGCGCGGAAAAGACGCGGGGUACGCGUCUUGGGGACACCGAGGAGAGCCAACACUCGUCAAUACCAGAAACCCAGGACAUUGGAAUUCUGCGAAACGAACUGCGAAACGAACUGCGAGACGAACGGUUGCCAGAUGGGCCAGACCGUGAUGUGGCUUUCGGAGAUGGUGUUGUGGGCGAUUUGAACCUCCCAGACACCCUCCCUCUUUCGGCCGAAAUUGAUAGCACCUCACGGCUGAGGAGGAAGAAGAUGGAGUCAACCCAGUCAUCCACGCAGUCAAAUGCCGGCCGCAGCUAUGACCAGUAUUGCCGCCCUUUAUCUCCAGGCCACACACCACCAAACGCCGGACUUCCCAGGAGUAGCUCCCCAGAUCAUCGCGACAUCGGCGACGACGGCGCUGGAAUUGCCAAGGAAGUCACAGAUGAGGAUGAUUCGGGUUUCGUGGACUUCGGUGAUGUCGCCCGUUUUCACCAUGGAGCCACUCAGAAAACGGACCUGUCCCCGACCCAACACUUGCCAGAAACCCCUACUCCUCAAAAUCCCUUCCGUCAUAGUCGAUCCGAACUUCUCCCGACGUCGCAGCUUUUCCGAGGCACGCAGUUUUCAUCCCCGGUGAAGCUUGCCAGCCCUACCUCAUCGAGACCCUCGCCCGCCGAUUUCCCCGGCAAUUCGAUAUCUCCCAACCCGAUCAUCUCGUCUCCUCUUAAGGCGCGUGGUCUUCGUUCUUCACCCGUUGCGGGCAAUCCUGUUGUUCCAAGAAUCUCCCAUGAUCGGCUGCCAGGAAGAGGUCAGGUCCAGAACCAUGGCUCCUAUGAGCCAGUGCACAAAUCUCAAGAACGGCGCUCGACUUCCGAGGUGCAGACCGACCCCGUUAGUUCCGAGGAUGAGGACGAUCUGCGUGAUUCAAUAGUGAGGCGGAGAAAAGCGAAGCAAAAUAAAGAAGCAGCCUUGAGGCAGUUAACCGCCAUCAGUUUCCCGCGUCCGUCGAAAUCCGAUGACGUCGAGGUACCUUCGACGAGUCAGCGUAAGCGGACAAGCCAAGCAGAGGCUCCGGUUUCCAAUCGCUCGGAAGGUCCAGGUGCCAUGACAGAACUUCCACUGCCCGCUCAGCGUCACGUUGUGGAAGCUGAGGACUCGACUCAGUCCGAUGUAGAGGAGGAGCCUAUUCCUACCGUGGACCCAACGCCAGGCAUACUACCUGACCUUCCACAGCCAUCGCCGAAACCGGUAACCCAAGCUGCUCGGGAUGCCGACAUUGAGACCAUGCCUAGUGCAGAUGCCAUCCCAGAGACGAGUCCAGCCAACAAAAACUCCAAACUUCUCGCAGAGAUAGCUACAUCCAUCGAAUCUGCUCCUUCAGAGGUGAAAGUCACGCCAAAUUUCCAAUCUUCUCCUCCAGCGUUCAGCACAAGGUCUCGAAAAGGCAAAGGUUCAAGGGGGUAUCCGCGAGCAUCAAGUUCAUCCUCGACUCUUAGCAACUUAGCAUCGACUCCUCAACUCCCCUCGCGCGAUCGCCCCGAAACCGCGAGCACUGCACGUGCAACCUCUCCGGCUGAGUCUACGAUCGUGGCCAGCUCCUCCCCUGCCGUUACCCAGACGAAGCGUCGUGAUGCGCGCGGAAGGCUUUCCACCCUCAAAACAAGCUCAACCGAGAGCCUUAGACAGUCGUCAAGAAUGACCCGGCGAGGUUCUAACUCGACAGAUGAGCUCGCCCGGUCCAUACCUGGAACGCCUACCUUCGAGCAAAGCUUGCGGAUCUCCCGGCUUUCAAUGUCUAGGUCAACCUCGAGGUCCGGCCACAGCACUAUGAAACCUCCACCAACUCAACGCAAUCAAAAGUUGUUCGAGAAUAUGGCCUUUGCUAUCUCCUUCCAGUCGAGGAAGCCUGGCGAGAACAAUGACCAAUAUCACUCCCGGAUAGACUUCUCAGCCAUGGUCCAAAAACGAAUCAAGCAGGCCGGCGGCAGAAUUCUUGAGAAUGGCUUCGACGAACUCUUUGAGGUUUCACCCAUGGCGACGCCAUCCAGUAGCCCAACCUCAACAUCAAAUGCGGAGGCAGAGAUCAGCCUCACCCCCGAAGGCCAGACCACAGGGUUCACCGCGCUGAUCGCCGACGGUCACUCGCGCAAGGCCAAAUACAUGCAAGCCCUGGCGCUCGGCUUGCCGUGUAUCGCAGUCCGUUGGGUGACCGCCUGUCUCGAGCGGAACGAGCUCGUCGACUGGACGCCCUACCUUCUCUGCGCCGGCCAGUCGACCUUUCUCGGCGAUGCUAUCCGAUCCAGGACCCUUUCGCCGUACCGUGCUUCGACGGCCAAGUUGGCCGGCGUCAUUGACCAGCGGGAGAAACUGCUCGAGGGGAGCAGGAUCCUCGCUGUCGUGAAGAAGGCGCAGGAGGGGAAGAAGAUGGCUUAUGUCUUCCUUGCGCGAGUCUUGGGCGCGUCGCUGACGCGGGUUUAUAGUGUUGAAGAGGCGAAGGCGGAGAUGAGGGCCGCUGAAGACGCGGGGCAGCCCUUCGACUGGGUAUAUGUCGAUGGCAAGCUGGAUGAGGAGACGCUGUUCGCCGUGGGCCCAGUGGGAGGAAAAAAGAGAAAGCGGGCUUCCGCGGCGAGCUUCGCUGCACAGCCUCCGGUGAAGAGGGUGCGGACGCUGAGUGAUGAGCUAGUCAUCCAGAGCUUGAUUUUGGGACGGCUUAUUGAAGAAGGGGAAAUGGAGUGUUAG
This is a messenger RNA of Chaetomium globosum CBS 148.51, 2937 nucleotides long. RefSeq lists its product as uncharacterized. Gene Ontology annotation, molecular function: histone binding. Lineage: Eukaryota; Fungi; Ascomycota; Sordariomycetes; Sordariales; Chaetomiaceae. The record is from RefSeq and is a predicted model, not a curated record. The transcript is spliced from 5 exons. Gene Ontology annotation, biological process: DNA damage checkpoint signaling; positive regulation of transcription by RNA polymerase II. Gene Ontology annotation, cellular component: nucleus. Bases 1 to 2937 code for a protein of 978 amino acids.